Oncorhynchus keta (chum salmon) is the source of this 6665-nucleotide messenger RNA. RefSeq names its product protein Smaug homolog 2-like. The transcript is spliced from 13 exons. Lineage: Eukaryota; Metazoa; Chordata; Actinopteri; Salmoniformes; Salmonidae. Gene Ontology annotation, molecular function: mRNA binding; translation repressor activity; protein binding. The coding region runs from base 1009 to 3078 and encodes 689 amino acids. The record is from RefSeq and is a predicted model, not a curated record. Gene Ontology annotation, cellular component: P-body. Gene Ontology annotation, biological process: negative regulation of translation; regulation of mRNA stability; nuclear-transcribed mRNA poly(A) tail shortening.
AUGUAUUUCCAUUGUUAGAGUGGCCACUUGAGUAUCUGGUCAAUAUAAUGUAUACUCUGUGAUCAUAUCGAUCAACUUCAGUUAAGUAGUGGUGUGGGUGUUUGCGUUUAAUCCACUAGAUGGGGGAUUUUUCUCUUUGUUUACCCCGCCCAAACGCCAUUACGUUGGUCUCCGACGUUGCGUCAACUCUGAAUCGAAGUUGGCUAUCUAGAUUGAGCCAAGCGUACUUUCCCUAUUUCUCUGUGUUCAAAUAAACAUGUUAUACAUAGCUAGACUGUUUUAAAUGUUAUCUUUGAAAUAAUCAGAAAAUCAUUAUUUUCAAAGCAACCAACGACAACUGUUGGAUCGAAAUCUUCGUCUCAUCCAGCGUUUAUAAAUGAAGCAAUAGCUGCCUGCUACUUUAGCUAACAAGUGACAAUUUACAAAGAAGGUAAACAAACCAACCGCUAGAGGUUGGAGAAUGGGAUGUGGAUAUAAUGUAAGUAAUCUGACUUGUUUUUUUCUAAAUGGACCAUGGGGAACCUUUGCAACGCGAGGACUCAAAUGUCGUUUUACGAGAUGAAAAAUAGAGAGACAUUCCAACAGCAACGUUACCAUUCCUGAAUCCCCCAUCAAUUUACACGGUGAAGGCCUGGUGCUAGUUUUUUUAGCUAGCUAACUGCCCCCCAGCCCAUCAAAUACACACUGGUAACAGCCGUACCCUGGAAACGUCACCGUUGUCACACAGGAUUUGGAUGAUGCUGAUACUGAUGCACCUGAGAGAGAACCCUCCUGUCUAAGACACAACCAGCUGGAUUUAACACACACUCUCCCAGCCCUCCCCUCAGCACCCCCAUCUCCUGCAUCUGAACCAUGUGAGGGCCCCUCGCUCCACUUUGAGGGGAUCCCAGGACUGUUGUGUAAAAGCAGCCACUGAGCGGGGCCAGAGUGAACCUGUGUGUGAGCAAGCAGUCUUCCGCCUAACCCCCACCCACAUAUUCCCACCCCCCUUCCUGUUGGCAACUCGCCAUGAUGUUCCGAGACCAGGUGGGCAUCCUGACGGACUGGUUCAAGGGCUGGAACGAGUGUGAGCAGACGGUGGCGCUGUUGUCCCUGCUGAAGAGAGCAUCUCGUACCCAGGCCCGCUUCCUGCACAUCUGCCUGGAGCACUGGCUGGCAGACUGCACUGAGAUCCACAUCCUGGAGGCUGAGGCCAACAAUGCAGAUAUUGUGAGCCAGUGGCACCUGGAACCCAUGGAAAAGGCGGUGUCCCUGCUGCUGUCCCACCUGCCCCUGCUGCAGCCCCGCAACAGCGAGGCCAAGUGUGAGUACAUGAAGCUGCUGCAGAAGGUGCUGAGCCACACCAUCGAGAGCAGUCUGUUUGUGGAAGAGAGUAGACAGCUGCUGUCCUACGCCCUCAUCCACCCGGCCACCACCCUGGAUGACCGCACCUCGUUGGCCAUGUGGCUCAACCACCUGGAGGAGCACCUCUCCAGCGGCUACCCAGCGCCCUCCCGGCCCCCCUCUGGCUCCUACCACCCCCGCCAGGGCUCAGAUGAGUGGCCGGGCUCAGCAGAGGUCCUGGACCCUGGCCAUGGCUGGCUGGACAAGCCCCCCUCCUCUAGCUCCUCCCCUGCAGGGCAGAACGGACACAUGUCUUUCCAGGGUGGGAUGCCCUCUCCCAUAAAUAGCAACAACGCAGGCAUGGGUCAGAUGGGCCAGCCCAGUCCUCUGAAGAGGUCCUCGUCCCUAAUCCCCUCCAGUUCCCAGAUCUGUGGCACAGAUUGGCUGAGCCAGGACGACCUGGGGGGGCGACAGGCCUUUGACCACGCCCCCCUGUCCCCCCAGAGUAGUGUGGCAUCCUCAGGCAGCGAGCAGACUGAGGAACAGGGCUCCAGAAACACCUUCCAGGAGGAUGGCAGUGGCAUGAAAGAUGUGCCCAUGUGGCUGAAGAGCCUCCGUCUUCAUAAGUACGCAGCACUUUUCUCCCAGAUGACUUAUGAGGAGAUGAUGAUUCUGACAGAGCACCACCUGGAGUCACAGGUUUGUCAUCGUUUGUCACAGAAUGUGACCAAAGGUGCGCGGCACAAGAUAGCCCUGAGUGUCCAGAAGCUACGGGAGAGGCCAAGCGUUCUCAAGUCUUUAGAGAAGGAUAUAUUGGAGGGGGGCAACCUGCGUAACGCCCUACAGGAACUGCAGCAGAUUAUCACCACCCCUAUCAAGGUCUACAGCUACAGCCCUCCCAGUGUUUCCCACAGAGAUAUGGAGGGGAGUGGAUCCCCCUCAGACCACACCAACCCUGGGGAGGACAAGGACCUGGCCCAGGAGGGCUUCCAGCCCCACAACCCCCCUCCCUGCGACGGAGAGUCCUCAGCCACACCCAUCUCAGACGGCGACAUUGCUGGGCAGUUCACGCGUGUCAUGGGUAAAGUGUGCACUCAGCUACUGGUGUCCAGGCCGGACGAGGAGAAUAUCAGCUGUUACCUGCAGCUCAUUGAGAAAUGUCUGACACAUGAGUUUUCUCUUGUCUCUGUCUCUCAGGCUUUCACAGAGACUCAGAGGAAGAGGCUGGUCUCCUGGAAGCAGCAGGUUCUCAAGCUGCUCCGCUUGUUCCCAAGGAAAGCCAUGCUGGACAUGCCUGUGUACCGACAGAAAGGCUGGGCAUAUGGUUCCAACUCCCUCCCCACAGCAGGUUCUGUGAGUGCUGGGGGUCUGGCACGUAGGGGGCAGAGGGCAUUCCAGAUGCCCCCUCGUGGCCUCCCUGCCGGGCGCAUGGGGCUCCUGAGUCCAGGUGGCAUUGGGGUUGCCUCCCCACGCCACACCCUCACCAGCCCCACACUGCCAGGCCAGGGCAGACAGAACCUGUGGUUUGCCAACCCUGGGGGCAGCAACAGCAUGCCAAGCCAGAGUCGCAGCUCCGUGCAACGGACCCACUCACUCCCUGUCCACACCUCCCCGCAAACCAUGCUCCUGUUCCAGCAGCACGAAUGCCAAGUUCCAGGUGCAGACCUGGAGAUCAACCCCACGCUGGAGUCACUGUGCCUCAGUAUGACAGAGCAUGCCUUAGGAGAUGGAAUUGACCGAACAUCAACAAUUUGAAAAUAAAAGCAGUGAAAAGAAGAAACCAAACCGACACUUCACUUCAACUGAGGCCUGUUCAGUUUCUCUUGCCCAGCACAAAAAUAUAUGCUUAAAAAACAAAGCAAAAUGGUCACUACAAAACGACAACUGUAUAUGUUCUCUGAUAUUUUUCUACUUUAUUAUACUUAAGUAAGUUUAUUAUAAAUGGAAUACAGAUGACUAUUAUAUUACAGGAGGGAGAAGAGGUUACUUGUGCAACAUGCUCAAUGUCUUCUGCAGGACUGUGACAUUAAAACGAGCAGAAUGAGGCUCAGAUUGUUGAGCUCUGAGAGGAAAAUGGAGGAUUGGUGCUGUCUUAAGGGUGUUCUAUCUUACAGGUUUCUCCCCUUUUCCUCCCAGAAACACGCAGAGCCACGCCUCUCACCCCCAGAUACUGUAACUGUACCGCCAGGGUCUCCCGACCAGGAGUAAGGCACUUGGCCUCCCACACACUCUGUGGAAUUGGGAACUAGAACAGUGAUUAAUCACACACGACCAGCCUGUAGCGCUGUUCUGAUCCUAAAACACGACCAGCCUGUAGCGCUGUUCUGAUCCUAAAACACGACCAGCCUGUAGCGCUGUUCUGAUCCUAAAACACGACCAGCCUGUAGCGCUGUUCUGAUCCUAAAACACAACUACAGCUGUCUACACAACCACCCUACCCAGCUACAGCCAGAGCUAGUUAGGCCCUAUACGUAGACACCCAACACCCUGGCUCAUUCCCCUCACGUACCCAACAUGGGUUUACCCCCAACAUGGGUAUUACUGGCUCUGACACCUCUCCACCUCUACUAGGCCAAAGAGAAGGGCUCUGUGUGUAUCCCUAUGUUAGAAUGAUUUUUGGAGUGGCCAAUGCGACAGUAUACAUGGUAAUUGUUUAAAGAAUGGCGGUUUGAAGUUAACGUGUCGGCUGGAACUUGUCUGCAUUGAUAUUUUGUUCCCUACUACAAAAAUGAUGAUGUAUCUCAUUUGCAAGUUAAGCGCCGAGGCAAACCCCACAGGGUUGAAUAAGGGCUGAUGAGGUUUGUUCUAUGUGGGGCCUGAGUGAGAAAUUGCAUUGGUAAAGAAAAUGGGGGGGGGGGAAAUAAUUCCAAGAGGGGAGCUGUUGGUGCAUCUGUUUUCAAGUAGUUACCUCACUAUGUUAUGCUGUGUGAGGAACCUUAAUGAAUUCUGUUUCUACCCAGAGGUCCCAUUUAUGAUUGGCUCUGAAAAAUGCAAAGGAAGCUCUGUCUCUGCCUCUCAGAAUGAACCACUACCCACCACCUCACCCUGCCCUCUCCUCAACAUGGCCAGUGUAGAGAUUUGAUGAAUCAUCAUUUUUAUGUAGCCAGAAUAGAUUCGACCCUACGCUUACUUACAGUUUAACAUGACAGAUUAAGACAUCUAUGGCUCGGAAAACGUACCUCAAUCCAGGGAUGAGAAAUGUGUUUGUACUCCGAAUUGGCCCUUUAUCUCAAAUGUUACAUCUAGAAUAUUGAACGACUGCUAGUUUUUAAGUAAACUGCCGUUUUCGCCCUCAGUAGCCACAACAGCCAUUAUGGACUGGCAUGUCGCGUUGAACAACAAUGGAGCUGAUUGGCUGACACUGCCAUUCCAAUCUGGCUGCUGAGGCUUCUGCUACCUACCACAAAGAUGAAACUAGCAGUCGUUCAAUAUUCUUGGUGUAACAGUUGAUAAUGGGACAAUUCGGUGUACAACGCAUUUCUCAUCCCUGGGUUGAAGUACGUUUUCCAAGCAACAUCUCACACCGGCUCCGCAGUGUCUUAAUCUAAACAGGAAGCCUGUCCGACCCCGGUGCAACUGUAAGAAAGCGUAGGGUGGGAAUCUAUUCUGGCUAACUUUUUAAGGUGCUUGAAAUAUGUCCUGUUUGGAUCUCUUUGUGUUCCAAUUGUAAAACCCUAACAUUUAUUUGGUGGUAUCAGUGUUGAAUCAGAAACUCCUAUACAACCUCUGUCUUUGAAUGUGGCAGAGCGGAGGUGCAUGUAUGUAUAUGGUCUUAACGUUUGGAUCACCUUUUGGUUGCAUCACGAGGCAGGGAUAUCCAUUCGCAUUUUAUUUCUGCAGAGCCAUGGCUGGUCUAUUUGUUUAGUAAACAUGGUUAUUUACAAGCUUGACUUUACCACUUCUUUUUUUUACUACCCUCCCUUAAUAUUUAUAACUUGUCCUUUUUUCCUAUAAUUGCAUGUUUUCCCCCACACAAAUUGAACGAUUGUUGUAGAUAUUGAGAGAGGGCAGUGUUGCAGUCACAGUAGUGCUCAAUGUCUACAAAUCCUCCAGAGAGCAGAGAUGAUGGGACUGGAGUUCAAUGUUGAUACCUCCUAAUAGCACUGUUUACCUCCCUCUGGGAGUGCCCAUUUCAUGUUCUGUGAUGUGUAAUGAUGGGUCUGAAAAUGACUGUUGGCACUUCAGUGCUCAUUAAUAUACUGUCUCCUCAAUAUGUAAGGCCUAAAGCUCGUAGCUAAGCCUUCUAACACAUGAGCUAGCUGGGUAGAGAAUGACAGAUGCCUUUUACCCCCUCAGCUGCUUAUCUACUUGCUGUAAUCAUCAUUCUCACUAGACUAGAUACUAGUGUCUAGUGAGUGAGACCUGUAUGAGGGUAUGUUGUUGUACCCUCUGCUCUGUGCUCCUGAAGUUUUUGAGUGACGAGAAGACUGAUAUUGCCUGGCCUUGUGUGUUUGAACUGUCAGAUGCAGCAGGCUGAUAGACCGUUGAUAUCACCUGAAUUGCACAGUGACAGCUUCCUCUCUCUCUCUGAUUGGCUAUUGAGCCAGAGUAGUGUCCUAGUCGUCAUGGUUUUCCUCUGAGCUGGCUCUUGGAUAGAUCUGACUUUAUGAAUAGAUUCAUGCUCACUAAGAGAGUCGAAUGGUUCAGAUAGGCAACCAAUGAUCUCAAUCUAAGCUAUUAAACUGAUAAUACAUUCAUACUAGCAUGACAUGUAAUAUGGCUCAGGUUGUAAUUUCUCUCAAUACAUACAAUGGCACCUGAAGUAAGUCCUCCAUUUAGGAGGUGGCCAGUCCACUUGUAGAAAAGGCUUAGUUCUUUAGGCCAGGCUAAAUUGAGUCUGUUCAUGCCAGGGGUUUAGGAUGCAGAGAGGGAUGAAAUGGCCAAUCUGAGCCAUACUAUGUGAGUUUGAGUCUAGCCUAACACUAACAACUGGCCAAGGAAUAUGUUUACCCCCAUGUUUACAUUCCAGUGAAAUGGGUUAGAAAGUGCACUUCAUGAGUCAGGCUUUAUUUUCACAUGCCAAGCAGAAUUAUGAGGUACAUAGCCAGCCUGUCAUACAUGAGACUCCUUCUCUCCAGUGGUCUGUCAGAUGUGGUCAAUGUCCCUGCCUGGCAUAAUAAAUAAGCAGUACGUUGUAGGCUUUUUUUUUGCAUCUCUGUCUUGUGCAAUUUAUAUUUAAUUUGGACCCCAAACAUUUUUCUAAUGUUUUAUGAAUGAACAUUUUGCAUCCCAUGCUUACACACUCUACUUUUUUACUGUCACACAUUGUUUGAAUAAUCUGAAAUACAGCAUUGAUCAGAUAGACAGUCCAAAUAAAGGAGUUACAUUUUUUUGCUACGUGA